Messenger RNA from Rhineura floridana, 1855 nucleotides. RefSeq names its product solute carrier family 10 member 4 (gene SLC10A4). The record is from RefSeq and is a predicted model, not a curated record. Gene Ontology annotation, biological process: bile acid and bile salt transport. The transcript has 3 exons. Gene Ontology annotation, molecular function: bile acid:sodium symporter activity. The coding region runs from base 239 to 1450 and encodes 403 amino acids. NCBI's taxonomy places the organism in Eukaryota, Metazoa, Chordata, Lepidosauria, Squamata, Rhineuridae. Gene Ontology annotation, cellular component: membrane.
GUUCCUGCUGGGACGUGGCGUCGCCGCAGCCCAGCCCCUGAGCGAGCGAGCGAGCGAGCGGCAGCCUCCUUCGCCUCUGCCCUCCUCAUUUGUCUGUCUGUCUGUCCCCGUCUGGCGGGGGCUUGCCCGGCUUCUCCAGCGCUCAAGAGGCUGGCAACGGGAGCCCACAGCGUCUGACUGUCUUACUUGAAGCUCUGCGUCUGAGCGAGGAGGACGCACGUCCAGAGCGCCUCUGGCCAUGGACAGCUUCUGGGAAGAGAACGGCACUGCUGGCCUCUUUCCUUUCCCUGAACGCGGGAACAUCACCGCCACCAGCACCACAGACGGCAUGAACGCGAGCCCCAGCUUGGCUCCGCCUGGGGCGCCCACCGCCAGCUUCUCGCCCCGGGAAGGCGGAAGCCCCUCGACGGAGUUCUGGAACACUCCCCUGAACCAGGGACUGAGCGUCUUCGUGGGACUGGCUUUGUGCGUGACCAUGCUGGGCUUGGGCUGCACGGUGGAGCUGAGCCAGCUGGGCGCGCAGCUGAGGCGGCCUCUGGGCUUGCUGCUGGCGCUGCUCUGCCAGUUCGGGCUCAUGCCCUUCGUGGCCUUCUUGCUGGCCCUUGUCUUCGCCCUCGACGAGGUGGCCGCCGUGGCCGUCUUGCUCUGCGGCUGCUGCCCGGGAGGGAACCUCUCCAACAUCAUGUCCCUUCUGGUCAACGGGGACAUGAACCUCAGUAUUAUAAUGACUGCGUCGUCCACUUUGCUUGCUUUGGCCUUGAUGCCUCUUUGCCUGUGGAUCUACAGCCGUGCUUGGAUCAACACGCCAUUAGUGCGCCUGUUGCCCCUGGGCGCUGUCACCCUGACCUUAUGCAGCACUCUGCUCCCCAUUGGCAUUGGGGUUUUCAUCAGAUACAGAUUCACAAGGGUGGCAGACAUCUUGCUGAAGGUUUCCUUAUGGUCUCUCCUGAUGACCUUGGUGAUCCUUUUCAUUCUCACCGGUACUAUGCUGGGUCCUGAACUGUUGGCUACUAUCCCUGCUACUGUCUAUGUGGUAGCUGUGCUGAUGCCCUUAGCGGGCUAUGGCUGUGGUUAUGGCAUAGCUACAUUAUUUCACUUGCCACCUCACUGCAAGAGGACAGUGUCAUUGGAGACCGGCUGCCAGAAUGUACAGCUCUGUACCGCUAUACUCAAGUUGACUUUCCCUCCAGAGCUCAUAGGGAGCAUGUACAUGUUUCCCCUGCUCUACGCCCUCUUCCAGGCUGCAGAAGCUGGUCUGUUUGUAUUGGCCUAUAAAAUGUAUGGCAAGGAUUUCUACAAACAAGAGCCUCUAGGAGGGGAAGAAGAAGAAGAUACAGAAAUUUCCUACAAAAAACUCAAGGAAGAGGAAGUGCCAGAUACUUCUUAUGGCACAGUGACUGCUGAAGGCCAUGCCUCAGUGCUCAUGGAACCCACACAGACUGCCCUCUAGAGGAAGGGAAGACCUGAAUGGGAAAUCCUGUUUUAGACUAGUGUAGCAAACUGUAGCAAAGUGGGGGUGGGUGGGGGUGGGGAUGAUGACAGGAAGCAGCAUGGUUUGUAACCAGGCCAAUAUUUUUCUCAUCUCUGACAACCUCCCAAAAUAUUGCAAAGAAUCAAUAUGAGCCAUUACAAUAAACAUAGAACAAAGAAAUGGAAGCAAGGAAAAAGGCUGCAUGUUGAAAGAGCGGGUGUAUAAGGUAAUUUUAAAGAUUAGAGUGAGAGGGAGGAAAGAAAAGAACAAGGGGGAAAUGCUGGUAGUAUUUGUCUAGUGUAACUGAAUGUCACCAACAUUUGCUGUUUUUUAAAAAACAAAGCUGUGUAUCUUGCAUAUUAUUCAGCUUCUAUGUAUGUGAAA